This is a messenger RNA of Striga hermonthica, 663 nucleotides long. The record is from the annotation of a GenBank genome assembly. Lineage: Eukaryota; Viridiplantae; Streptophyta; Magnoliopsida; Lamiales; Orobanchaceae.
AUGGGAUUCUGCUUCUCAAAAUUGAAGAGAUCCAGAGACAUCCACAUCUCAUCAACUUCCUCCUCCUCAGACUCUGCCCAUCCCCACUACCAUGACCCGAUUUGGUCCUCCCCGCCUCCACCUCCGCCAGCCCCUGCCCUGCCGCCGGUCGGCCCCAUCCUCGGAAAACCCUACUCCGAUAUCACCUCUCUCUAUGACCUCGACCGUGAGCUGGGGCGUGGCCAGUUUGGGGUCACGUACCUGUGCACCGAAAAAUCGACGGGCCUCAAAUACGCGUGCAAGUCCAUCUCGAGGAGCAAGGUGACGAGCGAGAAGGACAUGCAGGACGUGCGUCGGGAGAUCAUGAUCCUACAGCACCUCACGGGUCAGCCCAACAUAGUCGAGUUCAGGGGGGCCCACGAGGACGGGAAGGGCCUGCAUUUGGUGAUGGAGCUUUGCUCGGGAGGGGAGCUCUUCGACCGGAUAACGGCCAAGGGAAGCUACUCGGAAAAGGAGGCCGCCAGGAUCGGGAGGCAGGUCGUGAAUGUGGUCCACGUCUGCCAUUUCAUGGGGGUUAUGCAUAGGGAUCUCAAGCCCGAGAAUUUCUUGAUGGUCAGUCGAGACGAGGACUCGCCCUUGAAGGCCACCGACUUUGGGCUCUCCGUUUUCAUCGACUCGGGUUAG